GGCAAGAUGGCGGCGGCGGGAGCGGGCCGGCUGCGGCGGGCGGCGUCCGCGCUGCUGCUCCGCAGUCCGCGCCUGCCGACCCGAGAGCUCUCCGCUCCGGCCCGGCUGUAUCACAAGAAGGUUGUGGAUCAUUAUGAAAACCCUAGAAAUGUGGGCUCCCUGGACAAGACAUCUAAAAAUGUCGGCACAGGCUUGGUGGGUGCUCCGGCAUGUGGAGACGUCAUGAAAUUACAGAUUCAAGUGGAUGAAGACGGCAAGAUUGUGGAUGCCAGGUUUAAAACAUUUGGCUGCGGUUCUGCAAUUGCCUCCAGCUCCUUAGCCACAGAAUGGGUGAAAGGGAAGACGGUGGAGGAAGCCUUGACCAUCAAAAACACGGAUAUCGCCAAGGAGCUCUGCCUGCCCCCGGUGAAACUGCACUGCUCCAUGCUGGCAGAAGAUGCAAUCAAAGCUGCCUUGGCUGAUUACAAACUGAAACAGGAAGGCAAAGGAGAGACAGAGAAGUGAGCGAGUGGGGCUCCAGCCAGUCAGGCAGCCACACCCCACCCUGCACACCCACCUAGACGGGCAUUCACCCAGAUGCCCUCGGAAGCAGAGACGCACACAGUAUCUGCCAUUCACAUUGUCACUGAUGCUAGCAAAAUACACUCUCAAUUAUUCUGAAUCCCAUGGUUUCUUUCAGCAUACUCUGAUGGCCUUAAUGUACUUAGUGUAUAUUUUGAAUUCUGUAUAUGGGUUCAGAACUAGAAUCAGUACUGGAGUCAUAAAUUUUGAUAACC
Messenger RNA from Dipodomys spectabilis (banner-tailed kangaroo rat), 776 nucleotides. Its product is annotated as iron-sulfur cluster assembly enzyme ISCU, mitochondrial. Gene Ontology annotation, biological process: intracellular iron ion homeostasis; iron-sulfur cluster assembly. Lineage: Eukaryota; Metazoa; Chordata; Mammalia; Rodentia; Heteromyidae. The transcript has a single exon. Bases 7 to 504 code for a protein of 165 amino acids. Gene Ontology annotation, molecular function: ferrous iron binding; 2 iron, 2 sulfur cluster binding. Gene Ontology annotation, cellular component: mitochondrial matrix; cytoplasm. The record is from RefSeq and is a predicted model, not a curated record.